Messenger RNA from Alosa sapidissima (American shad), 2783 nucleotides. RefSeq names its product WD repeat-containing protein 26. The transcript is spliced from 14 exons. The coding region runs from base 382 to 2214 and encodes 610 amino acids. The record is from RefSeq and is a predicted model, not a curated record. NCBI's taxonomy places the organism in Eukaryota, Metazoa, Chordata, Actinopteri, Clupeiformes, Clupeidae. Gene Ontology annotation, biological process: proteasome-mediated ubiquitin-dependent protein catabolic process. Gene Ontology annotation, molecular function: protein binding. Gene Ontology annotation, cellular component: GID complex.
GAGGAACAACAACAGACCAGGAGAGACAGGCAAGCCUAGUGGAGACUGAGCGCCUUCCAGCAGGGCGACGAGCGCUGGAUCCCGGGAGCGUACAUCUCCUUUCCCAUCCCCGGGCUUCACUGGCGUCUAACCACGGCCGCUCUUGGUGAGGAAACUCUGGCCUCCGCUUCCUCCUCCUCCGACUCGGACACCGGCGGAGCGUCGCCGCCCCCGCGGAAGAAACACCGAGCCUCGGCGGCGGAGGGAGCAGGAGAGCCCGGGGCUUCAACUGGGACAGUGGGCCUUUCUGCAGUUGUUUUAGGACUCUCAUCGACGACACAUCCUCAGGCAUCCUCUGCCAUUUACUUUAACAGAAACAUCGUCAGUAAUCUCGGCACAAACAUGCAGUCCAACGGAUCAGGACAGGGACAGGACUCGGACCUUUCCUGCUUGAACAACGCACAGAACGGAGAGUCCUCCUCGGCCGGAGGAGCGCACUCCAACGGGCUUAUUUCCAGCACAAACAACGGGAACAGCGGCGGUACCAAUAACGUAGCUGCGACAGGACCGGGUGGUAGCUCCACUGCAUCGGGUUCGGACGUGGGCUCCAUUAAGAAAAAGAAACGUCUAACACAGUCCGAGGAAGAUGUGAUCAGACUAAUAGGGCAACAUCUACACGGGUUAGGGCUCAAUCAGACGGUGGACUUGUUGAUGCAAGAGUCGGGCUGCAGACUGGAGCACCCAUCUGCUACAAAGUUCCGCAACCACAUCAUGGAGGGAGAGUGGGAUAAGGCUGAAAAUGAUCUGAAUGAGCUGAAAGCAUUGAUGCACUCACCCAAUGCCAUUGUGCGGAUGAAGUUCCUGCUCCUACAGCAGAAGUAUCUGGAGUUCCUUGAGGACGGGAAGGUUCUGGAAGCUCUGCAGGUGCUGAGAGGCGAGCUCACACCCCUCAAGUACAACACAGACCGCAUCCACGUCCUCAGCGGGUACCUGAUGUGCAGUCACGCAGAGGACCUGAGAGCCAAAGCAGAGUGGGAGGGCAAAGGAGCCGCGUCACGCUGCCGACUACUGGACAAGCUGCAAACGUUCCUGCCCCCCUCAGUGAUGUUGCCCCCACGGCGGCUGCAGACUCUCCUCCGUCAGGCGGUGGAGCAGCAGCGAGAUCGCUGCCUCUACCACAACACCCGUCUAGACAGCAGUCUGGACUCCGUCUCUCUGCUGCUGGACCACGUCUGCAGCAGGUCAGCCCAACACACACGGAAGCAGUUCCCAUGUUACACACAGCAGAUCCUGACAGAACACUGUAACGAAGUUUGGUUCUGCAAGUUCUCCAAUGACGGAACCAAACUGGCUACUGGUUCUAAAGACACCACUGUUAUCAUAUGGGAGGUGGAACCGCACACGCAGCAGCUGAAGCUGUUGAAGACUCUGGAAGGACACGCCUACGGGGUGUCGUACCUGGCUUGGAGUCCGGAUGAUGCCUACCUGGUCGCCUGCGGACCUGACGACUGCUCUGAACUCUGGCUCUGGAAUGUACAGACUGGAGAGUUGCGCACUAAGAUGACCCAGUCCCACGAGGACAGCCUGACCAGCGUGGCCUGGAACCCUGAUGGCAAGCGCUUUGUCACGGGGGGACAGAGGGGACAGUUCUACCAGUGUGAUCUGGAUGGGAAUCUUUUGGAUUCGUGGGAGGGUGUCCGUGUGCAGUGUCUCUGGUGUUUGGGGGACGGUAAAACCGUCCUGGCCUCGGACACACACCAGCGAAUCCGUGGAUACAACUUUGAGGACCUCACUGACAGAAACAUAGUCCAAGAGGAUCACCCUAUCAUGUCGUUCACUGUGUCUAGAAAUGGAAGGUUAGCGCUUUUAAACGUAGCAACUCAGGGUGUGCAUCUCUGGGAUCUGCAUGACCGUGUGUUGGUGAGGAAGUACCAGGGAGUGACUCAGGGCUUCUACACCAUACACUCCUGCUUCGGAGGACACAACGAGGACUUCAUAGCAAGCGGCAGUGAAGACCAUAAAGUGUAUAUCUGGCACCGGCGUGGUGAGCUGCCCAUCGCUGAGCUCACCGGACACACUCGCACCGUCAACUGCGUCAGCUGGAACCCCACCCACCCCGGCCUUUUGGCCAGCGCCUCUGAUGACGGAACCGUGCGCAUCUGGGGCCCAGCGCCUUUCCAGGACGGGCAGGAGCUUGACAGUCUCCACGAAAGCUGCAGUGGUAUGGAUAGUUGAUGUUGACUCUGCUCUCGUUUGAAUCCAAACCCGAGACAAACAAAAACAAUCAGAAUGGAACCGAGGCAAGAUUCUCCACAUCACCAUAGCAACUUAGGAGCUGGGCGGCUGGAGGAGGUGGAGCCUGGAGGUGUCACUCUCUCCAAGGGGGAGGAGCUUUGGGCCUGAGAAAGUUCCCUUGAUUGCUCCUGUCAGUCACAUACAGACAUACAAACACACCCCACAUCUUGACAUGCAAUAUGUACACACACAUACACACGCCGCAGGGAGCUAGAAGAUUGUGUGUGUGUGUGUGUGUGUGUGUGUGUGUGUGUGUGUGUGUGUGUGUGUGUGUGUCUGUCUGUGUGUGUGGGAUCGCUUUGGUGAGAAGUCCGCUAACCCUUGAGGUCUGAGAGUUCCGAACCCCCCUCCUUUCACUUGGGGUUCAACUGCACAAACCUGCUUCCAUUUGUUUGUGUGAGCGUGAGAGAGUGAGUGAGACAGUGAGGUUGUGGUGAAGUGUGUUUGUGAUGGUGAGACUAUUGAAGUGUGUGAGUGUUGAUGUGUGUGUAUAUUCUUCCUUUUCGUAC